AUGAUUAUAAAAAAAAAAUGGUGUAUAAAGAUAUUUUUAUUUGUAAUUAGUAUUUUGUGUAAAAAAAACAAGUUUUUCAUAAAAGGUUUUAACAAUGAAGGACAUGAAGCAAUAGGUAUGGUAGCUAUGUCUGGAUUAAAAAGUGAACAAUUGUAUGAGUUAAAAAAAUUGUUAAGUGGAAAAGAUUUAGUUGAUUUAGGUAAAUGGGGUCAUUUAGUUCAUGAGAAAAUAAAACAAGCAGAAUCGAUGCAUUUUAAUUUACAAUAUAAUGAUUGCAAAAACAUAAAAUUUACUUGUGAAGAUAAAAAUGGAUUGUGUUUAAUUAAUUCUAUUAAAUAUUUUUAUAAUAAAUUAUUAUUACCUCCUGGUUCAGAUCCUAAUAAUGACAUAACAUUUAAAUAUCCUCGUAAAAUUACAUUCACUGAUUCAGAUUCAUUAAAAUAUCUUGUUACUUUAAUAAGUGAUAUGCAUCAACCACUCAGAAUAUCUUUUCUUAAUGAUAAUGGUGGCAAAAAUAUUAAUGUAACUUUUUAUGACAGUAAAUCAGAAAAAGUGAAAAGCGAUUUAUUUAAAUAUUUGGAAAAUGAAAUUAUAAAUAAAAUGAUUCAAAAAUAUCAAUCAUCUUGGUAUAGUGGAUGGACUCAUGUAAAUAGAAUUUUUAAUGAUCAUAAAAAAGAUGAAGAUUUAUUUAAAAAAAAUGGAAUAGAUGUUAUAUAUAUUUGGGCUAAGGAGAUUGUGAGUGAUUUUUGUUCGGAAUUUUAUAUGGAUAAUUCUAUUGCAAAUUAUAUGACACUUAAAGAAGAAAAAUUUUGUUUUGAUACAACUAAAGAAUUAGAAAUUUCCUAUGAAAUGGAAUUUCUACUUGAAAGAUUAAUAAGAAAUAAUAUUUUAAGAGCAGGUUCAAGAAUAUCUAUUCUGUUAAAUCAUAUUUUUGCAAAAAAAAAAUUCUCCAAUUUUAGAAAAAAAUCAGAAUUUGAUAGAGUCGAAUUUGAAGAAUUAAACAGAUUUAAAACCGAAUCAAUAUAUAAAAAUAAUGCAAUAUAUAUAAAUUUAUUGAUAAUUCUUGUUAUACUGUUUACAAUUUUUUAUUUCAAUUUCAUAAUGAAUAGAAGAAAUAAAAUGAGAUUACCCAGUAAAAUCAAUGAAUCUGAAUUGCAAGAAAAAUGUAAUUGA
Plasmodium relictum is the source of this 1173-nucleotide messenger RNA. RefSeq names its product P1 nuclease, putative. Gene Ontology annotation, molecular function: nucleic acid binding; endonuclease activity. Gene Ontology annotation, biological process: DNA catabolic process. The record is from RefSeq and is a predicted model, not a curated record. NCBI's taxonomy places the organism in Eukaryota, Apicomplexa, Aconoidasida, Haemosporida, Plasmodiidae. Bases 1 to 1173 code for a protein of 390 amino acids. The transcript is spliced from 3 exons.